Alternaria postmessia is the source of this 930-nucleotide messenger RNA. RefSeq lists its product as uncharacterized. The record is from RefSeq and is a predicted model, not a curated record. NCBI's taxonomy places the organism in Eukaryota, Fungi, Ascomycota, Dothideomycetes, Pleosporales, Pleosporaceae. Gene Ontology annotation, biological process: monoatomic ion transport. Bases 1 to 930 code for a protein of 309 amino acids. Gene Ontology annotation, cellular component: plasma membrane; endoplasmic reticulum. Gene Ontology annotation, molecular function: monoatomic ion channel activity. The transcript is spliced from 3 exons.
AUGAUUGAGGAAGUCUUGAAGAAGACCUCGGAGAUGUUCCCGCUGCCCACGGCAACGGCCUCAUCUCUGCCUUCGGUUGCUCCCGUUCCCACUGUCAUCCCCGGCAGCGAGCCCGUCUACGAGGUUGCUGGCGAUGCUGGACAGAAGACGCUUUGGGUCGUCUUUGUCCUUAUGCUGAUCGCCUCUGCUGGAUUUACUGUCAUGUCAUGGAAGGUCCCAUUGAACAAGCGUCUCUACCAUGUCAUCACCACCAUCAUCACCCUCACCGCAGCCCUCUCCUACUUCGCCAUGGCCACUGGACACGGUGUUUCCCUGAACAAGAUUGUCGAGCGCGAGCAACAUGACCACGUUCCCGACACCUACACCACCACCUACCGCCAGGUCUACUGGGCCCGUUACGUCGACUGGAGCAUCACCACCCCUCUCCUGCUCCUCGAUCUCGGUCUCCUUGCUGGCAUGUCUGGAGGACACAUGAUCAUGAUGAUCGUUGCCGACUUGAUCAUGGUUCUUACUGGUCUGUUUGCUGCUUUCGGCACUGAGGACACUCCCCAGAAGUGGGGCUGGUACACAAUUGCCUGCAUUGCCUUCAUCUUCAUCUUCUGGCACCUUGGCCUUAACGGUGGCGCCAACGCCCGCGCCAAGGGUGACAAGCUCCGCACUUUCUUCGUCUCCAUCGCUGCCUACACUGCCAUCCUCUGGACUGCCUACCCCAUUGUCUGGGGUGUUGCCGACGGUGCCCGCAAGGCUAGCGUUGAUGCUGAGAUCAUUUCCUACGCUAUCCUCGAUGUCCUUGCCAAGGCUGUCUUCGGUGCCUGGCUCCUUGUUGCCCACGCCAACAUGCGCGAGAGCGAUGUUGAGCUCAACGGCUUCUGGGCUAACGGUCUCAGCCGUGAGGGUGCCAUCCGCAUUGGUGAGGACGACGGUGCUUAA